AUGAGUCAAGAGGGUUGGCCUCUGGGAUGUGGCGUUCGCUUUGCAGUUGACCUAAAUGGGACUCCAAUUUUGUGCUUGAAUGAGUCCAAUAGGAAACUGUUUUCGGAUAAGAGGUGCAGUCUUCAUGUUCAGCUAGAGCAAUCUGGAUUGCGGACGCCGCAAUGCACGAUACAUGGGAACCUUGAUAAACCUGGAGAUAGAAUGGCUUUGAAGAGGCUUCAUUCAGCAUGGAAGAAGCGGUUUGGAGAAGAAGUAGAUGAAAAUAACAUAUAUGUAAUUGAUGUUGAACGGGCACUUCAGAUGGAUGAUUUUGCUGAGGAUGGUAUGUGGGUUACGUCAUCUGAAUAUGCAUUAGCUAAUCCAGAUCCACUUCGAGACUUUGCAAAGAAGAUUAUUGAUGAUAUAAACACACACAAUAUGGAGGAUGUUCAUCGCUUUUGCAACAUUUACGUGGAUUUGGAUUUCCAGGUGUUGGAUGCCAAGAUGGUUUGGAUCGACCGGCUAGGUUUUGACAUGCACCUCAGGUCUACCCAAAAUGAUGUAUUUGAGGUGCGAAUUCCUUUCCCUAGGGAAGUGACGGAUGAGAAGGGCGCAAAAUCAUCGUUCAAUGGGAUGUCUCAACUUGCUUGGGAAGUGGAAAAGAAUGUUCAAGUUCCAGAAUUCAAAAAGGUAAGACAACUGAAGAAGAUCAUAGGUGGAAGACUUUAA
Fraxinus pennsylvanica is the source of this 708-nucleotide messenger RNA. The record is from the annotation of a GenBank genome assembly. Lineage: Eukaryota; Viridiplantae; Streptophyta; Magnoliopsida; Lamiales; Oleaceae.